GCAGUCACUGGGUCUUGUCAGUAGAGGAGCAUCAAGCACAGACUUGCACGCUGCAGGACGGAUCUAUUACUUUGAGAACAUUAGGAGAAGGCACAGUGUGAGCAGACUGAAAGGGAACAGAGCUGAGAGCACUGAGGACUGAGAGCAGCUGCAGACCCUUCUUAAUCAGCAGAGCUCGAAAGCAACGACAAGAUGUGGAAGAUGUCAAAGGUGACCGAUCAAACUGCCGCUGGGCAGGCGGGCAUUAAGAAGAAGUCGAAGGUGCCCGGUGUGAUGAUAACGCAGUUCCAGGAGGAACUUCCGGAGGGAAUGACAACUCCAGAUUUUACUCGCAAACCCAUUGCUUUGACUAUUCAAGAGAGUAAGGUUGCAAUCUUUAAAGCCAUAAUAGUGGGCACCCCAACACCUACUGUAACAUGGAGCAGAGCCAACAAGGAAAUCGUUUUCCACCCUGACUUGUGUGUGCAAAAGUACGAUGAGACCACUCGAGAGCAUACACUCGAGUUUCCUAAGGUCUCUUCAGAGGAUGCAGACACCUACAAGUGUUUUGCAAACAACGAACAUGGAAGGGCUGUCUGCACUGUUCUCCUGAAUAUCAUUUCUGUUGGAUUCUCUAAAACCAAGGAACUCCAAAAGAAAGAAGGUGAAGAGGCAACGGAUCUCAGGAAAAAGCUUAAAAAACGUAAUGACGAUGGAACACGUGAGCACAAGCAGAUGGAGCCAGAGGAGAAGAUCUGGGAAAUUCUCAUGAGCGCAGAGAAGAAAGACUACGAGCGCAUCUGCAAUGAGUACGGUAUCACAGACUUCCGCCGCAUGUUGAAGAAACUCACUGAGAUGAAGAAGGAGAGAGAGGAGGAGAUUGCUGAGUUUGUUUCACACAUCAGUACCCUGAAACCUAUUGAAGUCCAAGAUGAUGACUGUGCAACAAUUGAGUUGGACAUGGACCUCAAGGAUCCUUGUAGCAAAAUCUUCCUGUACAAGGAUGGCGUCAUGAUCCCAUUCACCAAAGAAGACAGUGAGGCCCUGAAGCAUAGCUUGAAAAGAAUUGGCAAGAAAUAUGUAUUCACAAUUAAGAAUCUAGGCUCAGGAGACGCCGGACUCUACUCAGUGGAUGUUGGGGGUUGCAAUGUAUUCUCAACUGAAUUUAAAGUGCCUGAAGUCGACUUUGCUGUCAAAAUCAAAGAGGUCAAGGCAGAAGAGCGAGAGGACGCCAUCUUUCAAUGUGUCCUCACUGCACCUUUGAAUGAGAUCAAAUGGUACGGCAGAAGCACUCCGCUGACACAUAGUGAGAAAUUUGAAAUCACUGUAUCCGAAGAUAAGCUCAUCCACAAGUUGAUCGUGAGAGACUGUUUGCAAUUGGACGGAGGCAUCUAUGCUGCUGUGGCAGGAAUCAAAUCCUGCAAUGCCUUUCUUGUAGUCGAAGCGGACAAGGAUCCUUCAAACAAGGGCAAGAAAGGAACUCGCAAGACUACCAUGGCUGGAGGCAAUAAUGAUGAAGAUCUGAUCAAAAUAGCUAAGGAACAGCAGGAAAAAUACCAGAAGGAAAUGGAAGAAAAAAUGGAAUUGGCCAAGAUAGCCCAAGCUGAGAGAGAAGUUGCAGAUGCAGCCGUCACAGUCGAGGCUGAAGAAGCCAAAAAGGCAGCAACUGAAAGAAAAGCUGCAGCUAGGGCCGCAGCCAAGGCAAAAAAGGCAAAGGAAAUGGCUUCAAGGAGAGCUGGUGGUGCUGGGGGUGCUGGAGCCACUGGUGGGGCUGGGGGUGCAGGAGCCGCUGGUGGAGCGGGGGGUGCAGGAGCCGCUGGGGUUGCUGGAGGUGUUGGGGCUGAUGGGACUGAUGGGAGCCAAGGUACUGGUGCUGGUGCAGGUGGUGACGGUCAAGGAGGAGAUGGAACUGGAACCACAGGUGGAGCUAAAGGUAGCGGUGGUGCUAAAGGAGGAGCUGGAGGUGAGGGCGCUGGAGAAGAUUUUGAUGAUGAAGAUGACUACGAUUCACUUGAAUAUUCUGAUGAAGAAAUGGAGGAAGACGGAGAAGGAGUGGAGGGAGGAGCGGGAGGAGGAGCGGGAGGAGGAGCGGGCGGUAAAGCGGGACAUGGAGCAGGAGGUGGAGAGGGAGGAGAAGGAGGAGAGGGAGGAGGAGAAGGCGGAGCAGGAGGGAAUCAAGGUGGAAAAGGAAGACGCAAGAAACGCGUCAGAGAUGGUCCACUCAUUGCAGAUACAGAGAUAGGAGAUAGUAAUGAUGAGGAAAAAACAGAUCAACAAGGUGAAAAAUCUGGGAAAAAAGGAAAACGUCCCAGAAAGAAAAUUGUGGAUGUUGAAGCAGAAGCUGUCGUUGACCCAGGAGUUCACUUUCAUGCGGGGCUUUCCGACUGCAAAGCCAUUGUUGGAGAAGCAGCAGAGCUGGAGUGUAAAGUGAGCAGGGAAGACUGUGUGGGACUCUGGUACAAAGAUGGAGAUGAGAUUAAAUCGUCUGAGGGUAUAACCAUUACAAAAGACGGAACUUUCCACAGACUUAAAAUCCACAAAGUCACAGAGGAAUUUGCUGGGAAAUAUAAAUUUGAAGCAGACGGACGGAAGACAGAGUCUUUAAUUGUUGUUGAAGACCCGCCCAGAUUCCGUGCCGAGGAUCUGGAAGCAUUCAAAACCCCUGUAACUGUGAAAAAAGGACAUAGAGCAACCUUCAAACUACCCUAUAUCGGACGGGAACCUAUAAAGAUUCAGUGGUACCUUGAGGGUGAAGAGCUUGCAGAGGAAGGACAUAUUAAGAUUGAGCACUCGGAGGGUUGCAGUAGUCUGUUUCUAAACAAGCUGCAGCGCAAGGACAGUGGUGAAGUCAAGAUAAAACUCAAAAAUGAGUUUGGCACUGUUGAGGCCUUCAGCAAGCUUAUUGUCCUGGAUAAACCCACUCCUCCAAUGGGACCUCUGGAUAUUGCUGAAGCCUCCGCCUCUGUAAUUGACUUCAAGUGGAGGGCCCCAAAAGACAGUGGUGGCUGUAAAAUAGACAACUAUAUCCUUGAACGACAACAAAUUGGCCGCAACACUUGGAAGAAGGUGGGUCCGAUUGGUCCAGAGAGCGCAUACCGGGACAUUGAUGUAGACCACGGCAGGAAGUACUGCUAUCGCAUCAGAGUGGAGACUGAAAUGGGCACCAGUGAGCUAAUGGAAACUGAGGAUAUUCAAGCCGGAACAAAAGCAUACCCUGGUCCUCCAUCUGCACCAAAGGUUGUAUCUGCCUUCAAGGACUGCAUCAAUCUCUCUUUGGUUCCUCCAUCCAACACGGGAGGAACCAGUAUUCACGGAUACAACCUUGAGAAACGCAAAAAGGGCAGCAACCUGUGGGGCCCAGUCGUCCCAGCUGAAGGGAUUAUCAAAGGUAAGGGAUAUGGAGUUAAAGACGUGGUUGAGGGAAUUGAGUAUGAAUUCCGCGCGGCAGCCAUCAACGACUCUGGAGCGGGUGAAUUCAGUGUACCAUCUGAGUUUGUGUUUGCCAGAGAUCCUAAAAAGCCUCCUGGUAAAGCCAUAGACUUUAAAGCGACAGAUUCCACCUACACAACCCUGUCCCUGUCUUGGACCAAACCCAAGGACAUUGAGGGGGUUGAAGAUGAAGCCAAAGGAUAUUUUGUGGAGAUCCGGCCUGCAGAAUGCACAGAAUGGGAUCGCUGCAAUGCAAAUGCAUUAACCAUGACCUCCUAUACAGUGAAAGGUUUGAAGUCAAUGGCCAUGUACUGGGUGAGAGUCAUUGCUACUAAUGAUGGAGGAGAGGGAGAGCCACAGGAGCUGGUUAAUUACAUCCUCGCUAUGCCCCCUCCUGUGAGACCAAGAUUUACUGAUGCCAAAAUCAAGAGUUUCAUGGUGGUGCGAGCAGGAAAUUCUGCAAGAUUCAACAUUAACUUUGAGGCCUCUCCUUGGCCUGAGGUGACCUGGCUGAAAGAUGGAGCACCUGUUAGUAAAAAGGUGACAAUCAGCAAUGCAGAGGUAACAUCCCAGCUUCUGAUACCUUCUGCUGAGCGCUCAGAUACUGGAAUCUAUACUAUCAUUAUCAAGAACGUUGUCGGACAAGAAUCCAACAGCAUUGAAAUUAGAGUUACAGAUGAACCGAAGCCACCAGGUCCCGUGGAGACUGACGAGAACGUGCCUGGCACAGUGACCAUUUCAUGGACUGCGUCUCCUGAUGAGAAACGUGACGACAGGCUGCACUAUAUGGUGAUGAAGCGCGAUUCAAGUAAAAGAACAUGGAAUACCAUUGCAGAUCGCAUCUUCAACAAUAGAUUCACAGUCUGCAACAUCAUGCCGGGCCGAGAAUACCAGUUCAGAGUCUAUGCAAAGAACGACAUGGGCUCUUCCAAUCCCAUUGAAUCACAGAAGUGGCUGAUUUCUGCCAAAAAAGAAAAAUUUGUUGUGAACAUGCCAGAAACCAAGACAUGUGACCUACAGUGUGCACCCAAGUUCCUUGUCCCACUGAAAAUGCACAGUGCCCCUCAAGGCUAUGAAUGCUACAUGAGCUGUGCUAUAAAAGGGGAUCCUACACCUCAUGUGACAUGGCUCCGCAACAAUAUCAGUCUGAAUACCAACACUAACUACUUCAUCUCCAACACCUGCGGAGUCUGUUCUCUGCUCAUAUUGAGGGUUGGACCCAAAGACACCGGGGAGUACAAGAUCGUUGCAGAAAACUCUUUGGGGAGGGCAGAGUGCUCCACUAAACUCACCGUCAGAGAAUAAAUGAACACACAGAAGACGGUAUAAUUGCUUUAAACGCAUACAGACACCAAGAUGGUAUUUAUAAUCAGCAUACUACAUCUUUAGAUUAAGGCAAGCCUUUCACACGUAGAAUGAAUUGUAAUUUAAUAUUGCUUGUGAUUAUAUCAUAUAAUUAUUAUAUAACUAUAUCAACUAUUUGACACAUUUGUAUACAUUCUGGCACAUGAUUAAAGUUAAACUUACAAUAAGGUGUUAGGCAUAGGCAUUUUGCUAAAAUAAAAGCCAGAAACGUGUUAUGUUUGUUUUGAUUUCAAAUGUACAAUCUCAAUAAAGUGGGUGCUUGAAAAACUA
Notothenia coriiceps (black rockcod) is the source of this 5043-nucleotide messenger RNA. It is a transcript of the gene igfn1.1, whose product is annotated as immunoglobulin like and fibronectin type III domain containing 1, tandem duplicate 1. Bases 193 to 4713 code for a protein of 1506 amino acids. The transcript is spliced from 25 exons. Gene Ontology annotation, biological process: sarcomere organization. The record is from RefSeq and is a predicted model, not a curated record. Gene Ontology annotation, molecular function: protein binding. Lineage: Eukaryota; Metazoa; Chordata; Actinopteri; Perciformes; Nototheniidae. Gene Ontology annotation, cellular component: M band.